AUGGAAAGUAGUGCCACUUACCCGGCGGAGGUGCGCCGCCGUGCAUGCACGCUCGACGGGACCAACCACCUGAUCGCCUCGGCCAUUUUGCUGCCCGUCUCCUACACGCUCUUCGGAGAGUGGGGCACCGCAGCGGCUGGCGUCAUCAUAUUCCUCAGCUACCUCUUCACCCCUGCCGGAGGCGAUCUCUUCAGCAUCCUAUUAUUCCGCCGGCGACGCCCGCUUCCCGCCGCGUCCGGCGUCGUCGUCGUCAGCGGCGGCGGGUUGGACGCGGCCGCCAUCGCGGCGCUGCCGCCCGCGUUCGCGUUCAAGCGGGACGUGCUCGCCGGGGAGGGGUGGGCACAGUGCGCCAUCUGCUUGGGUCUGGUCCGCGAGGGCGAGACGGUGCGGCGGCUGCCGGCGUGCGGGCACCUGUUUCACGCCGGCUGCGUCGACGAGUGGCUGCGCGCGCACGCAACCUGCCCGCUCUGCCGCGCCGCAGCCCGGCCGCCUAUCUGA
Messenger RNA from Lolium perenne, 498 nucleotides. Its product is annotated as RING-H2 finger protein ATL39-like. Lineage: Eukaryota; Viridiplantae; Streptophyta; Magnoliopsida; Poales; Poaceae. The record is from RefSeq and is a predicted model, not a curated record.